CGCAUGUGGAGGGCAGCAGCACAGCCUGCAUCCAAUGCAUUUUUCACAUGGACAUGGAUGGGAAUUAGGCCCCUGCUUGCUUUCUACGCUUGGUUGGUGUGCAUUAUCCCUUCUGAUCAUUACAGUCCGAUUCAAAUAUGAUGACAAGAAGUCAUUUUCUAUAUCAGAGGCUUAUUUUUGUUAUUACAUCAUCUGCGGGCUCCUCCACCAGCAGCAGUAGCCUGAUGAUGAGUCUGAUGGGAUGGAAGCUAUCUGCUAACUCAAAGAUGCUUUGCAGUAAAUAAUUCUCUAAAUCCUCCAUGCUCUCGAUUUUACAUCAUUUAACGGAACGCCGUUACAGUUUUACCGAUCGAUCUGCAAUCGUUUCAGAUUUAAAUAAGGAUAUAUAUAUACGCCUGGCAGAUAUAUGAACCUAGCUUUGCUAGCUAAGCAGCUGUUGACAGCAUAUAUUCAGCAAACAGAGUCAGGGCGGUAAAGAGUGUACAUGAGACAUCUGGAGUCCCGAGGGAAUGAUUUCACUGAGCAGAUUAAACGACACCUCUCGACCGCUUUAUUGAAUCAAAUGCUCUGUUCAUAAAUAAACUGUUCGUAAAUAAACGCUCGUGCAUCCGAUUGUUUAGAUGCAAAGUGACCACUGCUCAACAGACUUCUCCUUAAAAAAAAAAAAUAUCCAAUGACCAAAAAUACCCCUUAACCGCAUAAAGCAAAAAUAAAACAACAACUAAACACUUAAAUCCAACAUCAUUGCAAUGGCCGAAGAGGCGUUUCCCUUACAUUAUCUGGUGUGGAACAAUCAGUUUCUAGAACUGGACCGAGAGCUUCUUAAAAAGCAGCAUGACAUGGAGCGACUGGAUCCGCGUGGGCGGACGCCGCUCGAGCUGUCCGUGUGUCUCGGGCACUUGGAGUCCACGGGCGUCUUGCUCAGACACAACGCAAAUCCUACACACUGCAACACACAGGGAUGGACAGUUUUGCAGGAGGCAGUGAGCACUGGAGACCCCGAGUUGGUGCAGCUGAUCCUUCAAUACAGAGACUUUAGAAGAGCCACAGAGAGAUUGGCUGGUAUUCCUGAGCUACUGAGCAAACUAAGACAGGCACGUGAUUUCUACGUUGAGAUGAAAUGGGAAUUUACAAGCUGGGUGCCUCUCGUGUCUAAGGUCUGUCCAAGUGAUGUGUAUCGUGUAUGGAAAAGUGGUUCAUGUUUGAGGGUUGACACCACUUUACUGGGUUUUGAGCACAUGACCUGGCUUAAGGGACGCCGCAGCUACAUAUUUAAAGGUGGAGAAAGUGGUGCCAUGGUGAUGGAGGUGGACCACGAGAAGCAGGUGGUGUAUACGGAACCACUCUCUCUGUCCCCACACGACACUCCAUCCCUUCUGGCUGCCAUGCUGCCCUCACAGGAGAACACGGCUCAGAGACUCACCUCUCCUGUAGUGUCCACUCAUCUGAACACACGCAACAUUGCAUUUGAGAGAAAUAAGUCUGGGAUUUGGGGAUGGCGCUCAGAGAAGACAGAGGUCGUCAGUGGAUAUGAGGCAAAGGUUUACAGUGCCAGUAAUGUGGAGUUAGUAACACGUUCUCGGACAGAACACCUCUCUGAUCAAGACAAAUCUAGGAGUAAAGGAUCAAGAACUCCUCUUCAGUCUUUCCUCGGUAUUGCUGAGCAGCACAUCUCUAGUACUGGAAGUCAGGUGUCUCAGUGCGCUAGUCCCCAUAAUCCAACAGCAAUCACAGCAGAGGAGUACUUUGAUGCAGAGUUUAAUCUUAAUGGCAGAGACAUUGGGCGGCCCAUUGAUCUUACCAGCAAAGUGCAAAAGUUUAAGGCCAAUCUGUGGUUAAGUGAAGCUCACCCUCUCUCAUUGGCUGAGCAGGUGACACCCAUCAUUGACCUCAUGGCCAUUUCUAAUGCCCACUUUGCCAAGCUGCGUGACUUUAUCACUCUACGCCUACCACCUGGCUUUCCUGUAAAGAUAGAAAUUCCUCUGUUCCAUGUAUUAAAUGCUCGUGUAACAUUCAGCAAUCUUUGUGGAUGUGAUGAACCAGUUAGUUCUGUUACUGUACAAUUGCCACAAGAAACCACAGAAGCUGGUGAGACACCUCCCCCCCUGCAGUGUGAAGUGGACCCAUCUGUGUUUGAACCUCCCCCAGAAUACACCACACUUGGCCCAGGCCGCAGCGAGCCAAUGAGAGACGAGGAUGAUAAUUUACUUCAGUUCGCCAUACAACAGAGCCUCCUGGAUGCAGGAACAGAGAGUGACCAGGUGACUGUAUGGGAGGCUCUCACUAACACUCGUCCAGUUUCUCAGCCUCCACUUUAUGAGGAGGACUCUCAGCUUGAGAGGGCGAUUCAGGAAUCUCUGUCUUUGUCACUGACUGGAGGGGAGAGUGGAGAGUCAUCUGGCCCACCACUUUCCCUGCCUGAGCCCACCCUCAACUCGCCUCCGUGUUACAGCUCAUUGGCUGAGCCUCGAGCUCCAGGGGCAUUUGCUAUGGCCAGUAGUUUUGAUGAACAGCUACGCAUUGCAAUGGAGCUUUCAUGCAGAGAACAAGAGGAGUUAGAUAGGAAGAGGAGGGAAGAGGAGGAUGAGCUGGAGAGGAUACUGCAGCUGUCUCUUACAGAGAAGUAACUGUAGCAAUGCUUGAUGUGGGUUUAAAGGGAUAAAUUAUCGGUUGUGUUUUUUUUUCUGCAAUGUUAAAUUAUUCUUAUUCUAGAUGAAUCGCUCUUUAUUUAUUAAAAAAAAAUAAUAAAGAUAGAAUAGAAAGAGGAAUCGGGAGAGUGUGUGUGUGUGUGCUAAGACAGAAGCAAUUCAUGAGAGAAGAGAAACAGAAAGAAUUUGAAACAAGGAACACGGCAUGAAAAUGUGAUAUUCUCUCAAUUUUACUGUCUUUUGAGUGAUAAAAGGUCUUCAGAAUUUCAACUUCUUUGUAUCAUGAUACUGAAGAAAAUGUGAAUAUAAAUGAUGAGUAUUGAUGACUAUGAUAAUGCAUAAAGGGAAAGUACUGAAUAUAUUAUUGCAAAAAAUAAUGAGUUUACUUAUGGUGGAUGCUAAAAAAUAUGAAAGUAUUAAAUGUUGCUCAAACAGU
Xyrauchen texanus (razorback sucker) is the source of this 3084-nucleotide messenger RNA. Its product is annotated as ankyrin repeat domain-containing protein 13D-like. The coding region runs from base 750 to 2627 and encodes 625 amino acids. Gene Ontology annotation, cellular component: cytoplasm. NCBI's taxonomy places the organism in Eukaryota, Metazoa, Chordata, Actinopteri, Cypriniformes, Catostomidae. Gene Ontology annotation, molecular function: protein binding. The transcript has 16 exons. The record is from RefSeq and is a predicted model, not a curated record.